GCGGGUCAGUGAUUAACGCUCGUACUUUGCUCCCCGGUUGGACUCUGCGCCUCGGCUUCCACCCACGCGACUCUGGAUGCAAAUCUGAAACCACGUGACGCGCGGUGGGUGGGAACGAGAGGCGCGCAUAAAGCGCGCGGCUCCUCCUGCUCCAUUCACAACUCCAGCUGCACUGACGCGCCGUCGGAACGCGGGACCCGCUGCGCGUCGAACGAUGAAAAUGUCCGCGCCGGAGAUGAGCCCGGUCCUGAAGGAGGGAGAGCUGGAGAAGCGGAGCGACAGCCUGCUGCAGUUCUGGAAGAGGAAGACGUGCGUCCUGACCACCGACAGCCUCAGCAUCUACCCCGACACGCACAAGCGCUCCAAAGCCAAGGAGCUGAAGCUGCAGUCCAUCCAGAAGGUGGACUGCGUGGAGCGCACUGGGAAGUUCAUCUACUUCACCAUCGUAACCACGGACAACAAAGAGAUCGACUUCCGGUGCUCCGGGGAGGAGAAGUGCUGGAACGCCGUCAUCACCAUGGCUCUGAUCGAGUACAAGAACAAGAAGGCCAUUCAGAACUUUAAAACGCGCCAGGACAACGAGAGCGCGUCGCCCGGUCAGCAGGAGAGGCGGCUGGCGCGUGCGCCCUGAGCCGCGAGCGCCAUGCGCCGCGAGCGCGCGGGCGGUCAGCCGCUCCUAAUAUGGUUACGAGCCACGGCGGCGCCGAGGUUUCCCUCUCUAACGAGCCGGCUGUCGCCCACUCCACCGAGAACGCGGACCAAAGGGGGACGGGGUCCUCCGGUCCGGAGAUGAAGGACUGCUGGACUGAACCUCGCGGAGUUCCACACGGACUGAACUGCUGAUUUCAUGUUCGCUCUCCUCCAGUCAGGAUGGAAGUGACGGUGUUACCGGCAAACACUUUCUUUUAAGUUAUUUGUAUUUAUUUAAAUAAACAUGCAAGUUUUUAACAA
Molecule: messenger RNA, 951 nt
Organism: Oryzias melastigma (Indian medaka)
Lineage: Eukaryota; Metazoa; Chordata; Actinopteri; Beloniformes; Adrianichthyidae
Gene: phlda2
Product: pleckstrin homology-like domain, family A, member 2
Exons: 1
Coding region: 215-631 (138 amino acids)
Biological process (GO): positive regulation of apoptotic process
Molecular function (GO): phosphatidylinositol phosphate binding
Source: RefSeq, a predicted model, not a curated record